Molecule: messenger RNA, 1700 nt
Organism: Danio aesculapii
Lineage: Eukaryota; Metazoa; Chordata; Actinopteri; Cypriniformes; Danionidae
Product: dynein axonemal assembly factor 3
Biological process (GO): axonemal dynein complex assembly; motile cilium assembly
Source: RefSeq, a predicted model, not a curated record
UCCAUAGAGGGCUAGCUUCACUUUCUGUUGAAUAUAUUACAGCCUUUUUACUCUCAUACAUUCACAUCCUUUCCAUAAGUAAGUUUUUUCUUGACUAAGAGAUAUGGUAAAUAUUGCUGCGAAUUAGUAUUGACGGCUGCUAAUAGCUAACGUUAGCUAACUAGAAUCAACAUCAGUCCGCUGAAACGAGACAGGAGGAGUGCAGACAUUCACAAGCAGACUGCUGAUUUCUAAAUUCUUAUCAUUGAUGAAGGAUGAGCGCUGGUCGGACUGUUGAGGGUGCGGGAUGUGUGACCUGGUGGGGAUUUGGACCAGCUCGAGACCUGCUGAACACAGACACACACAGAGUGCGGCCACAUGGAGAGCUGAAUGUUUUGCUGGUGGGUAGUGGAGACCCCAGACACAUCCUGAAGACUAUCACUGGACUCACACACUCUGAUACACUACAUGUUUGGGUGAUUGAGAACAGUAUGGAGGUUGUUGCCAGACAACUAUUACUACUGUAUUUAUCACUUCUGCCCCCUGAUAAGAUGAGUGUGCACAAGAAGACUGAAGUGUUUCUGGAGGUGUUUGGAAACUCAGAGAUCCGCAAAGAGACAGAAGAGAGUGUAAAACAGGCCGCAGCUCAGCUCUCCAUCUCCAUCACUGACUCUCUGUCCACAGACUCUCUCAGUCACUCCUGCCUCGACACCAGCUUACUGAAGUUUAAGGAGAGAGAUGAGCUGGUGCGGAUCUUUAAGCUGUGGGAAAGGCCUCCGUCAGCUCCAGGCAGUGUUAGUAAAAUGUGGGACGCUCGUGUUCGGCAGCAUCUGGGCUCUCGAUACGACUCUCGACAGGGAGCUUUCGACUAUGAUCUCAACAUGAAGCUACAUCAGAAAGGAUGUGGCGUCAUCAACAAACAUCAGUAUGCCAAAUGGAGAGAAACGGGCGUGGCCUUUGAGAUGAGGGAGGGGCUUUACCAAACAGCCAAUCAGAGUCUGCUUUCAACUCGAGUCUUCAACCAUAGAGGAAAUGGGGUUGCUUUACGAGGAUACUGGGGCGACAUCGUCUCCAGCCCAUAUCUGUCCUUCGGCAUUGAGACAGAAAACAAAGAGCUGCUGAAGAAACAGAAUAAUCAUUAUGUGAAGACGGCUCAGGAUAUUUCUGAAGUGAAUGUGCUGGAGUUGUUUGAGUGUCUCGCCACUAGAGGGAGAUCUCCACCAAAUGAAGAUCCACCAAACACCUCCGGUUCCUGCUCUCAAUCCACAGAUAGUCUCAUAACUCAAAACUCACAGAAUGAUCCAUCUGCUUCUCAAACUCAACCUGAGGAACAUCCAGCACAACAGACACCAGAGCUUGAUUUGCUGAACGUGAAUGGAGUGAAAGUGUCAUUUCUGUCUCCAGACUCACUCUGCAAACCUCCUCUCAAACACAAAUACAAGAACCUGUUUAACACCAUCUUCUGCUCAGCAAGUAUGGUUCAUCAGCUGGAUUCUGCUCUGAGAGAGAUCACAGCGCCUGAUGCUGUUCUGGUUAUAGAGUUAGCAACCUUCCUACUGGAUCUUUCAAAAGAGCAAGUGUCUGUUUUUUCUGACAGAGUGAAGGAGAUGGCUGAAGAAUCAGGAUUUCUUCCAGCGCACAACCGCUGGCAGUGACAUAUAUGCAGUAUUCACACAGAAAAAGGAAUGAUGGUACAUUUUAUAUACCUCAUUCAAAAAUGU